Molecule: messenger RNA, 528 nt
Organism: Solanum lycopersicum (tomato)
Lineage: Eukaryota; Viridiplantae; Streptophyta; Magnoliopsida; Solanales; Solanaceae
Molecular function (GO): nucleic acid binding
Source: RefSeq, a predicted model, not a curated record
AUGAUUGACAAGCAUCGAGGUUGGCAUGAGAUGUUACCAUAUGCUUUAUUGGGAUACCGCACGACUGUCAGAAUAUUGAUUGGUGAUACGCCUUACUUACUAGUAUAUGGAACAGAGGUAGUCAUACCUGCUGAAGUUGAGAUACCGUCAUUGAAAAUCAUCCAGGAAGAUGAGUUGAGUAAUGUUGAAUGGUUGUAUAGGCAGAGAAUGGUUCAUGCCUUUCAGAAGAGAGUAAGAGCAAGAGUUUUCGAAGUUGGUCAAUUGGUACUUAAGCGCAUUUUUCCUCAUCAAGACGAAUACCAAAAAUUUACACCAAAUUGGCAAGGUCCUUACAUGGUUCGUAAAGUAUUAUCUAGAGCUGCUUUGGUCCUGUCGGAGAUGGAUGGAACCAUCUCAAAAUUCCGCGAUCUGCUUAGUUACGGUGGAAAGAUAAGCAAGACAGUUAACUGGGACAGAAAUUUUGAGGAUGGCCUCAAAAUUUCAGCAUGGGUUUAUCUACGAGUCCGGAGUGACUCUAAAACUCCCUAG